UUAAAUACUAUUUUAUCUAUAUGUGUAUAUAUAUUGUCAGGGAAGAUGAGAUUGUUGUCUCUGUCUUAGAAAAUAUAUAGAGAAAACCGAAAAAAGAAAGGAAAAUAUAUAUGCGAAAGUUAUUAAGAGAUUAGUGUCGGUGAUGUUUUGAACUUCUCCUUUGCGGUUUCGUGUUCCUCCCUUCUCUUCUUGGCCCACGUGUUCGUCAUAUCUCCCUCCGCAUGUAAUCACUUCGCCGUCAAACUCACAUCUUCUUCUUCUUCUCAAGUCUUUAGAUCGGUGAAAACGUUGAUUCUUACGUGGCUUUUUGGAAUCUCCGGCGAAAACCCUUAUGGAGACAGCGAGGGAAGUGGCGGCGGCUGUACCUGCUUCGACGGUUGCGUCGGCGGCGGCGACGAGGAAGAGAGAGAAACAGUAUAAAGGGAUAAGGAUGAGGAAGUGGGGGAAGUGGGUGGCGGAGAUCAGAGAGCCUAAUAAACGGUCGAGGAUAUGGCUUGGCUCUUACUCUACUCCUGAGGCGGCGGCGAGAGCUUACGACACGGCGGUAUACUAUCUCCGGGGUCCUUCCGCUCGGCUUAACUUCCCGGAGCUUUUAGCCGGCGUUACGGUGGAGGGAGGAAACGGUGGUGGGGAUAUGUCGGCGGCUUAUAUAAGGAGAAAAGCGGCUGAGGUUGGAGCUCAGGUGGAUGCGUUAGAAGCGGCGGGAGGGAAUCGUCAUCACCAUCACCAUCAUCAUCAACAACAACGUGGAAGUCAUGAGUACGUGGAUGAUGAUCAUAGUCUUAAUCAUAGUGAUUAUCGUCUUAAUGAUGGUCACAACGAGUGUAGUAGUAAAGAAGAGUUUAAGAGGUGUAACGGGUCAUGGGAAGCCGUUGAUUUGAACAAACUACCCGACCCGGAAACUUCUGAUGACGAUUAAGGAUCUUUCUCCGACCCACCACGAAAAAAACGUUGUAGAAGCAAGGAAGGUUUAGAGAAUGUUUAUCUUUAUGAUGCGCCGGAGGUUGCUAACAUGCACCUCCACCCUGAGUUUGUGAUCACUAGUCCUAAGUGUAUUGAUAUAUUUUCCAUAAAUAGUUUUCAUUGAUAACUCUUUCUAAAACUUCAAUUAUCGUACUCAGAAUCAAAGUGUUGCAUGUUUGGGAUAUAUGAAACAAAUUAAACGA
Brassica napus (rape) is the source of this 1166-nucleotide messenger RNA. RefSeq names its product ethylene-responsive transcription factor RAP2-10-like. The record is from RefSeq and is a predicted model, not a curated record. Lineage: Eukaryota; Viridiplantae; Streptophyta; Magnoliopsida; Brassicales; Brassicaceae. Gene Ontology annotation, biological process: regulation of DNA-templated transcription. The coding region runs from base 332 to 919 and encodes 195 amino acids. Gene Ontology annotation, molecular function: DNA binding; DNA-binding transcription factor activity. The transcript has a single exon.